Messenger RNA from Gadus macrocephalus (Pacific cod), 1745 nucleotides. RefSeq names its product green-sensitive opsin-like. The record is from RefSeq and is a predicted model, not a curated record. Gene Ontology annotation, molecular function: G protein-coupled receptor activity. The coding region runs from base 49 to 1119 and encodes 356 amino acids. NCBI's taxonomy places the organism in Eukaryota, Metazoa, Chordata, Actinopteri, Gadiformes, Gadidae. Gene Ontology annotation, cellular component: photoreceptor outer segment; membrane. Gene Ontology annotation, biological process: visual perception; phototransduction; G protein-coupled receptor signaling pathway. The transcript has 5 exons.
GCCUUCACUGGUGGAGUCGAUCAAGACGGUUUCUUGGAGUUGCUAGAGAUGGGCUGGGACAGUGGACACAAUGAGCCUAACGGCACAGAAGGAAAGAACUUCUACAUCCCCAUGUCCAACAGGACUGGGAUUGUACGAAGCCCCUUCGAAUACCAGCAGUACUAUCUUGCCGAUCCCAUCAUGUUCAAGAUGUUGGCUGUCUACAUGUUCUUCCUGAUCUGCACCGGAACCCCCAUCAACGCUCUCACGUUGCUGGUCACCUUCCAGAACAAGAAGCUCCAACAACCCCUGAACUUCAUCCUGGUCAACCUGGCUGUGGCUGGUCUCAUCAUGUGCUGCUUCGGCUUCACCAUCACCAUCACAUCUGCCAUCAACGGCUACUUCAUCCUGGGCGCGACCGCGUGCGCCGUGGAGGGAUUCAUGGCUACGCUAGGAGGUGAAGUAGCUCUGUGGUCCCUGGUGGUCCUGGCUGUGGAGAGAUACAUUGUGGUCUGCAAACCCAUGGGAAGCUUCAAGUUCACCAACACCCACGCCGGUGCCGGAGUUGCUUUCACCUGGAUCAUGGCUUUCGCUUGCGCCGGCCCACCGCUGUUCGGAUGGUCCAGGUACCUCCCAGAGGGCAUGCAGUGCUCCUGUGGACCAGACUACUACACCCUGGCUGAAGGCUACAACAACGAGUCAUACGUCAUCUACAUGUUUACUGUCCACUUCCUCGUUCCAGUCUUCCUCAUCUGCUUCACCUACGGAAGCCUUGUGCUGACCGUCAAAGCUGCUGCAGCCCAGCAGCAGGAGUCCGCCUCCACCCAGAAGGCUGAGAAGGAAGUGACCCGCAUGUGCAUCCUGAUGGUCCUAGGCUUCAUGGUGGCAUGGACCCCGUAUGCCACCCUGACCGCCAUUAUCUUCUUCAACAAGGGCAUGAGUUUCACUGCCAUCGGCAUGGCCGUCCCUGCCUUCUUUGCAAAGAGCUCAGCGCUGUACAACCCCGUCAUCUAUGUGCUGUUCAACAAGCAGUUCCGUAACUGCAUGCUCAGCACCAUUGGAAUGGGAAGCGCCGUGGAUGAUGAGUCCUCAGUGUCUGGCAGCAAGACAGAAGUCUCCAGUGUGUCCACAGCCUCGUAAAGAUAACCUGAAAAGAGUGUGCUUUUCUGGUUUGUGGUUUCUGAAUGCAAAGACAUUUUUACAAUCUCUGGACAUUCUUCUCCGUGCUACUUCGGCUGGAAUUACUCUUUCCAUGGGUUGAACCGAACUCAUCAUAUCUGAGGAAAAAACACCUAAUAGCAUCCAUUCACUCCAAUGUGACCCAAGAGAACAGUCUGGACCGCAUCAGCUGUUCAUUGCGAUCGAUGUGUGUGUGUGUGUGUGUGUGUGUGUGUGUUGGGGGGGGGGGGGGGGGGGGGUGUGCGUGGGUGUGUGCGUGUGUGUGUGGUCAAGCUCAGACUCGGCCGCAGGUCAGGGAGUCAUUCACCUACAUUAGGCCAUCAUGGCAGGAAAUGGCAUUUCCUGAAAGAUGGUUUUCUGAGAUCUAAGCACAAUGUCUUGGUGUUCUCUAGAAGAAAGUAUUUUCAAGUUGACGGGAACACACAUCAAUACUGUUAAUAUCAAUACUGUACGCUUUCAGGAACAAACAAAUGUAUAUUUUUUGGUGGAAAGUACGACAAUUAUUCCAUGGAUGUUGUCAUCUUGUAUUUUAUAAUUGACUAAUACACUUAGACAUAGGUAUAUGAAUAAAUGUAUGCUGCAUAUGA